Molecule: messenger RNA, 1035 nt
Organism: Astyanax mexicanus (Mexican tetra)
Lineage: Eukaryota; Metazoa; Chordata; Actinopteri; Characiformes; Acestrorhamphidae
Exons: 6
Coding region: 16-1035 (339 amino acids)
Biological process (GO): NAD+ biosynthetic process
Molecular function (GO): 4 iron, 4 sulfur cluster binding; quinolinate synthetase A activity
Source: RefSeq, a predicted model, not a curated record
GAUGGAGAUAACCUGAUGUUUACACUUCAGCUCCCAAUGAGAAGAGAAACUGCCAACAGUCUCACCUACAUUUACAGGGUGAAGGUUAAGGGCAAGUACUACUAUGAAUACCUUACAGCAGGAAAGGAUCAAUUACCACACAGGACACUGUACAGACACCCCUCAGCUUCAGACAAAGUCUUCUAUCAAUUUGAUGAUGUUUGCCUAUCAUAUUCUAUAAUAAAUUGGUUGAAGCGGUGGGGCAUGUCUGCAGAGCUGGAAAAAAUCCGCCCUGAAUUCAUUCAGCUAACUGUAACUCACCUGAUGUACUGCGCCAAUGAGGACUUACCUGAACUGCAAAAUAUAGUUGCAUCUUUCCUUGAAUGUUCACACGCACGAGUGAUACACACUAAGUAUAGAGAUAACUCCUUGCAGUUAAUCCAGGAGGAACUAAGCAGUCCUCUUAAAAAAGCCAUCGAGAGUCUGAGUGAUCAUGUAUCUGUGGAAAGUGUUCUCGCAGCUGCAAUUUUUGCCCAACAUUUGCCUAAAGCACUUGAGAAACCUUCAAUUAAAAAACUUGCUGAGAUUAUCAAACAAAAUUGUAAACAGCGAGGUGCUUUCAGAACCCUGGGUGAUCCAGUGAGAAGGUCUCUUUCCAGUGCUGUAGCAAAAAUAUUCAACCAGGCCUGUCGCCUUCAAUCAGCGAAGGAAGCCACAUGGAUUAUGGCACUGUUUUACUCCAUAUCUCCAGCAGAAGCAGACCAGUCGCUGACAUUUGGCCUAAAACAACUUUCCUGGACAAAAGCACAAAGUGAUCUCAGUGAAAUGAUCAAGACACACUCUGAGGAGAUAAAGAAACACAAGGUGUUUGCUUCUAGUGUUUUAGAAAUGUUUUUCAUCAAAGGUGGUGACAUUAAAAUCUUAUCCAAUCUGAGCAUCACUCCCCAACAAUUCCUAACACAGCUGUCCCGAUGGCUGAAUGACCACACAUUUCAGGCUCCAAAGGAUAUUCCGAAGAAAACCUCUCCUACGCUCUCAUCGCAAGAGAACAUCUAA